Nematolebias whitei (Rio pearlfish) is the source of this 1017-nucleotide messenger RNA. It is a transcript of the gene fxyd5, whose product is annotated as FXYD domain containing ion transport regulator 5. Lineage: Eukaryota; Metazoa; Chordata; Actinopteri; Cyprinodontiformes; Rivulidae. The transcript is spliced from 10 exons. The coding region runs from base 82 to 651 and encodes 189 amino acids. The record is from RefSeq and is a predicted model, not a curated record. Gene Ontology annotation, cellular component: membrane. Gene Ontology annotation, molecular function: sodium channel regulator activity. Gene Ontology annotation, biological process: regulation of sodium ion transmembrane transporter activity.
GGAAGUUGCUGUGGUGAGCACAUGGGUGUGGCUAGGUUAACGUUUUCCCCAUCUGCCUUUCAAAUGUGAUCUGCAGAGUGGAUGAUGAGGCAUCCCAGAAAACAAGCACCUCACAGAAUGGAAGCCAAGAUUUGCGUCGCCUCUCUAACGUAUUUCCUGUUGGUUGCGAUUCAAGUGUCAUUGGUUCAGGCUAACACAUCUGCCAAUCAAACAAUGUCUCUAAGCACCAGAACGACUGAUCCUACGACUUUUACUGGGGAAAGAGUCGAAAGCAACGUUUCCAAAGUUGUCAACUCACCUCCAAAAGUACCCCCCACCAACGUACCCACAAACCAACGAAAUGACACAAGCAGCUCAGUCAGCUCCACCCGCUCAGCUUUCACCGAGAUGACAACAAAAGCCAAAUCAGCUCAAGUGACGUCGCCUCCAUCCAAAACAACAAAAACAGCCAAAAAGAGUAAAGCUCCUGCCUGGGAUCCAAUACGGGACAAAGACUUUACCUAUGAUUAUGGAUCCCUGCGAUACGCCGGUUUGAUCAUCGCUGCAGUGCUCUUCGUCAUGGGAAUAAUGGUUAUUAGCUGUGGCAAAGUCUGCCGGCUGCCAAAGUGUCGCAAGAAGUCAUCAAAGACGUAUCAUGUGGUCCAAGGAUAAAGACGUGUGCACAGUGACAGCUGCGCUGCUUUCCAAGAAACCAGGAGAAUAACACUUUACUAACACCUAGCAGUGUGUGUUUGUGUGUGGACGGACAGACUGAGACGCUGCUGGGUAACUGGACUGGAACAUCUACGAAUAAACAGAAACAAGGCCGACAAGCGGGAAAACAGUGGAUCAUUACCUUUUUUUUAUUUUUGUAAAAUCAUUUCCUUUAUGUUGUAAACUCCUCUGAAAAGUACAGUUUUAACAAAUUAUGACAAAAUGACUCAAUUGUUCAGUAACAAUAAAAGCAAAAUGAUCCUAAUAACCUCUGUGCCUCACGGAUCACCCUCACUUCUCUGUGAGGAAAUAAAAACUUUAUGC